Molecule: messenger RNA, 1824 nt
Organism: Colletotrichum graminicola M1.001
Lineage: Eukaryota; Fungi; Ascomycota; Sordariomycetes; Glomerellales; Glomerellaceae
Product: X-Pro dipeptidyl-peptidase C-terminal non-catalytic domain-containing protein
Exons: 3
Coding region: 1-1824 (607 amino acids)
Molecular function (GO): dipeptidyl-peptidase activity
Source: RefSeq, a predicted model, not a curated record
AUGUCCGUCAAGACCCCUCCCAUCAAAGACCUCCUCGAGAUCACUGAGGAUACCGAGAAUGGCCUCACCUUUAUGAAGAAUGUGUCGAUACCCCUCAAGGACUCGCCUUUCCCCAUCCGCGCAAACGUCUACCUUCCGCUCACCGCGGACAAGGGCACCCGCUACCCCGUGUUGGUGACCUACGGGCCCUACGGCAAGGACAUUCCCUAUGCAUCAUUCUUCCCCAAGUCGUUCAGCGAGGUCAGCCCGGAGCAGAAGUCCAAGUACUCGGCCUGGGAAACACCCGAUCCCGUCUUUUGGACGAAACAAGGCUAUGCCAUCGUCCGCGCCGACGAGCGCGGUCUAGGCCAGAGUCCCGGCCUGCUGGACACUAUGAGCCGCGGCACGAGCGAGUGUUUCUUUGACGUUGUCGAGUGGGCAGCGGACCAGGAAUGGUCUACUGGCAAGGUCGGCCUCUUGGGUAUUUCAUACUAUGCCGGUUCUCAAUGGCGUGUCGCCGCUCGCAGGCCCAAGGGACUCGCUGCUAUCAUCCCCUGGGAGGGCAUGUCGGAUUACUACCGUGACCGCUGUCGUCAUGGAGGGAUCUACUCCAAUAAGUUCAUCGGUGUCUGGUGGAACCGCCAGGUCCUCGUUAACCAGUACGGGCGGAAAGACAGAUCUCGGCUACAAUUCCCGCCUGACGGCCCUGGCGCGAGAGGUCAGGAGGACACUAUCGAGGGUGAUCUGCCGGACGACGUCCUCGUCGCGAACCGCAAGGACCAGACCAAAGACAAUGAGCUCAAUCGCUUCCGCGACGACGAAUACUAUGCCAGCAAGGAGUACAACUUGUCAGACAUCGAGGUUCCCGUUCUGAGCGUUGCCAACUGGGGCGGUAUCCUUCUUCAUCUCCGAGGCAAUGUGCAGGGUUACCUUGGGGCUGGCUCCAAGCUGAAGUACCUCCGUUUCAUUACGGGUCGCCACGACCUCCCCUUCUACUAUCCCGAGGAGGUCGAGCUACAAAAAAGCUUCCUAGACGCCUUCCUUAAGGGCGAGGAUCGCGUCGGCUGGAGCACGCCUGGCAAGGUGCCUCCGGUGACGCUUACACUGCGAAAGGGCAACGUUGGCUUUAACGAUGCUGAGAAGGAGAAGGCGUACCCCAAGAGAGAUGAGACUGCCUGGCCCAUCCCGCGCACAAAGUACACAAACUUCUAUCUGACACCAGACCUCGGUCUCACUACGAGUGGAUCCAGCACCGAACCCAAGAUUGUCUCUUACAAGGCUCUGGGCUCGUUGGACAACCAGCAGGCCGUCUCCUUCACGACUGCGCCCUUCGAGCAAGAGACCGAGGUAACGGGCCACGUCACCGCUCACCUUAACGUCUCAGUAACGCCCGAUAAUGCUGAUAACGAGACCGAUAUCGAUCUGUUUGUCACUUUGCGGCACAUUGACGCAAACGGCCAGGAAAUAUAUUACACGGGCACGGCCGGCGAUCCCGUCCCGCUGGUCAAGGGCUGGCUGAGAGUGAGCAACCGCAAGAUACACGAGGAGGACCCCAGACACAAGUCCUGGCUGCCACACAGGGAAUACCUCUCAACUGACGUCCAGCCAGUCAAAGCUGGCGAAGUUUACGGCGUGGACAUUGAGAUAUGGCCGACGAAUGUCGUUGUCGACAAGGGUAACAAGCUUGUUUUCGAAGUCAGCAGCGGCGACACACAGGGCAGUGGUAUUUUCCAGCAUUGCUCCGAAGUCGACAGGCCUGCGUCCAAGUUCGGAGGGCUGAACAACAUUCAUUUCGGGCAAGGCUUUGAGAAUUUUGUUACCUUGCCUGUAAUUCCGCCAAAAUGA